Thalassophryne amazonica is the source of this 1612-nucleotide messenger RNA. RefSeq names its product wingless-type MMTV integration site family, member 7Ba (gene wnt7ba). Gene Ontology annotation, molecular function: frizzled binding; cytokine activity. Bases 63 to 1124 code for a protein of 353 amino acids. Gene Ontology annotation, cellular component: extracellular region. NCBI's taxonomy places the organism in Eukaryota, Metazoa, Chordata, Actinopteri, Batrachoidiformes, Batrachoididae. Gene Ontology annotation, biological process: canonical Wnt signaling pathway; neuron differentiation; positive regulation of JNK cascade. The record is from RefSeq and is a predicted model, not a curated record. The transcript is spliced from 4 exons.
UCUUUGCCCGUUUCUUUCCAAACCGCCGAGCCCGCAGAACCCGCCGUGUUCAAUGCGCAGCCAUGCUCAUCGUCUCGUCUCGCAGUGCGCUGCUGUCCGUCUACUACCCGCUCAUCUUCCUCAUCCUCACUAGCGGGAGCUACCUGGCACUGUCCUCUGUGGUAGCUCUGGGCGCCAACAUCAUCUGCAACAAGAUACCAGGACUGGCUCCUCGUCAGAGAGCACUCUGUCAAAGUCGUCCCGAUGCCAUCAUCGUCAUCGGCGAAGGCGCCCAACUGGGCAUCAAUGAGUGCCAGUACCAGUUCCGCUACAGCCGGUGGAACUGCUCAGCCCUGGGCGAGAGGACUGUUUUUGGACAAGAGCUGAGAGUAGGUAGCAAGGAAGCAGCAUUCACGUACGCCAUCACGGCAGCUGGCAUUGCCCACGCGGUUACCGCAGCUUGCAGGCAAGGCAACAUGACCCAAUGUGGAUGCGACCGUGAGAAGCAAGGCUACCACGAUCAAGAGGAAGGCUGGAAGUGGGGAGGCUGCUCAGCCGAUGUCAAGUAUGGGGUGGAGUUCUCCCGGCGCUUCGUAGAUGCCCGCGAGAUCAAGAAAAAUGCCCGUCGAUUGAUGAAUCUGCACAACAAUGAGGCAGGGCGAAAGAUCCUAGAGGAUAAGAUGCAGUUGGAGUGUAAGUGUCACGGCGUUUCCGGCUCUUGCACUACAAAGACCUGCUGGAUCACCCUACCAGUGUUCAGAGAGAUCGGUUACCUGCUGAAGGAACGCUACAGCGAUGCAGUCCAAGUGGAACCCGUGCGAGCCUCGCGGCUCCGCCAGCCCUCCUUCUUACGCCUCAAAGAGGCUCGUGGCUACCAGAAGCCCACAGACACAGAUUUGGUCUACCUGGAGCGCUCACCCAACUACUGCGAAGAGGAUAAAGCUACAGGAAGCACUGGCACACGGGGAAGGCUGUGCAACGGCACCUCCAUCUAUAUGGACGGCUGUAACGUGAUGUGCUGCGGCCGGGGCUACAACACGCACCAUUACACGCGUGUCUGGCAGUGCAACUGCAAGUUCCACUGGUGCUGCUUCGUCAAGUGCAACACCUGCAGUGAGAAAUCGGAAGUUUUCACUUGCAAGUAGGGAAAAAGGGUGUGGCGAGGGCUGGAGGAAAGUUGAUGACGAGGAACAGGACAAACUGGAGUCUAAGUGAAGGACCUGGACGUAUUUAUUCAAGAAUUUGCACAUUUGGAAAUCCUUAAAGAGAGGAAAGACAUGAAUGAUUGCAUGGAAAGACUUGGGGGGGGGGGGGGGGGGGGGGGGGGAGAGUAAGGGACACAGACAAGAGGCAAUGACUUGCAUACUACAAAACCAAAUCAGAUAACAAUGGGACGGUAUGGACACCCCCUCACAGUGAUUCUUGCAUUUACUUUGACUUCUACUUCAUUGCAGACAUUACAAAUCCAAUAUAUUUCAUGUUUUGUCCAGUCAAUUUCUUUUCAUUUGUAAAUAUACAUCCAUUCUUGCAAUACAUUCCAAAACAAUUGUGACUGAGUCAAAUUAGGGCUAUUAAUGAGGUAAAAAGAAAUUAAAUAUUUCAAACAGGUGAUUGUAGGUACAAAAGCAGUAUC